Messenger RNA from Chelonus insularis, 3120 nucleotides. RefSeq names its product ventral veins lacking (gene vvl). The transcript has a single exon. Gene Ontology annotation, molecular function: RNA polymerase II cis-regulatory region sequence-specific DNA binding; DNA-binding transcription factor activity, RNA polymerase II-specific. The record is from RefSeq and is a predicted model, not a curated record. Bases 1048 to 2403 code for a protein of 451 amino acids. Gene Ontology annotation, biological process: brain development; regulation of transcription by RNA polymerase II. Gene Ontology annotation, cellular component: nucleus. Lineage: Eukaryota; Metazoa; Arthropoda; Insecta; Hymenoptera; Braconidae.
GUCGGCAAGCCUGGAACCUCAGGAACCUCGGGCGAGUUGCGAGGCGAGGCAGUCAGUCGCUCUCAGCUACGACAUGCAUAACGCAUGAGAGCUAGCCAGAUCUUUCUCUCUCGUACAUUUCUUUUUUCUCUCUCUUUCUCUCUCUCUCGCGUCCUCGUGUCCGGGAGUAAAGUUAUACACAACAAAGGUAUAUCGACACACUGUACCCGGGAUCUCCAUCGUCUUCAAUCAGUCGCGUUUUAGUGGACUCAAGUUAUAAACGUGUGCGACGGACCAACCCUUUGGGUCUAAUAUCCGCUUGCUGAUAUUAAUUUAAUUCUAUUUUGUAAAUUAAUCAUUGUGACAAGACCAGUUUUUAUGGUGAUUAAAGUGUUGGUUAAAGUUGGAGACUACGGGCAAGUUCGACAGGUUGGAUUGACUCUUAAAAGUCAGUAGUGCUUACAAAUCCAGUAUUACGGGUGAUUGUGAGAGGUAGAACGCACAGUGUGUGCAACUAUUUGCACACAAGAAGUAAAUCUACAAAACCACUUGUCAUCAAUUGACACAGUGUGACGACUUAAAAUAUCAGCGAUUGGUAAUAAGUACUGAAAAUGCGUAAGAACAUGAAAAGAAAUAUAGUGAAAUGUUGUGAGAUAUCAUGCAGAAGCCUACCGCCAAAUAUCGGUAGUGAAUGAAAUCAAUUAAUUCUCGUUUAAGACUUUAUAUUAAGUAUAAGAAUAAUUAUUGUGAAUUGAACUUUGGUGUUGAGUCUGAACAAGUUUUACAGUUGAAAUAGAAAUACCUGUAAGACCUCUAUCUGCUAUUCAAGUUCUAGUCGAGCCCAGUCAGUUUGAUAAUUUAAGGUGUUUCUAUCGUAUUGGGUUGACGAUUGGAUUUGGUCUAACAGGUUGUAGGCUUUAUAAGUGAACGAGAAAAAAAAGAAAGAAAUAAAGGUUUUUUUACGGACAAGAAAAAUAUAAAUACAGUGGCGAGUGGUAUUUGCAAGUUGGAUACCUCUCGACAUUUUUUAGGACGGACAAGUCCCCGCAUUGACUAGCGAGGGAGUAGAUGGCAGCUACCACGUACAUGCCGAUUAGUAGUGCAGUGUCGGCCGACCUGGACGGUGGUUCGGGUACAGCUAUCGGAAUGAAUAUUGCCGUUGGUGGUUACUCCUCGGGCUCGCCUCGCAGCGCCGCCGACGCCGGGGAAAUGAAAUACAUGCCGGCGCCUCAGCAUCAUCAUCAUCAUCAUCACCACCAUCAAGUAUCAUCAUCGCCAUCGCCUAAUGGCUUAUCGCAUCCGGCAAGUUUAUCUUCGACGAAUCCAUGGGUUAGUCUGCAACCAGGUAGUGAUCCUUGGACAGCAUCUAUGGGGAUGCAUCAUACAACACAUCAUCCUCACCAUCAUCCCCAUCAGGGAAACUCUAGCUUAGAUGUUAAACCGCUAACCGCGGCGGCCACUGCCACGGAAUCUGUACAGGGCAUGCAUCAUCGGGGUCCUCAUCAAUCUCCCGGUAUGGGUUCACCACAUUCUUGGCAUGCACCCGUUCCGUCGGCUCAUUAUAAUCCUAGUGGUGGUGCUGCAUCACCAACAACUGCCCUUCAGCAAUAUCAUGCUGCCAUGAACGGCAUGUUACACCAACAUCCCCAUCAACAUCCACACCAGCUGCACAAUCAUCAAGCGGGUUUGCCACAUCAUUUGAGAGAAUCUCAUAACCACAGUCCUCCUUCGGGACAUCCACUUCAUCCAGGGCAUCCUCUUGACAGGGAUCACAGUGCUGGAGAAGAAGAGACACCUACGUCAGAUGACCUCGAGGCUUUUGCCAAGCAGUUCAAGCAACGAAGAAUUAAGUUAGGCUUUACUCAAGCAGACGUUGGUCUGGCACUUGGCACUUUGUAUGGCAAUGUAUUUUCACAAACAACGAUAUGCAGGUUUGAGGCGUUACAGUUGAGUUUCAAAAAUAUGUGUAAACUCAAGCCUCUACUGCAAAAAUGGCUGGAGGAAGCAGACUCGACGACAGGUUCACCAACCAGCAUCGACAAGAUUGCAGCACAAGGUAGAAAAAGGAAAAAGCGUACGUCCAUCGAGGUGUCAGUCAAGGGUGCCCUCGAGCAACACUUUCACAAGCAGCCAAAGCCAUCGGCUCAGGAGAUAACGUCACUGGCAGACAGCCUUCAGCUGGAGAAGGAAGUUGUCAGGGUGUGGUUCUGUAACCGUCGGCAGAAAGAGAAGAGGAUGACGCCACCAAAUACAUUGGGCGACGGAAUGAUGGAAGGAAUGCCACCAGGACACCAAAGCCAAGGUGGACUUCAUCAAGGAUAUCAUCCGCAGGAUCAUCUUCAUGGUUCACCAAUGGGUCACAGCCAUAGCCCACCAAUGUUGAGUCCUCAGGGUCUUACGGCACACUCACUUGCGGCUCACUAGCGUUCGCCGGGGCCUCCCCCGCUGGGCCUCGCUAUAACUUCACAAUCGAAUUCAACAAGCCCCGAUGGGCUACCACCCUUCUAUCAUCACUACCUCCAGGGCCGCACCACAGGCUACGGUGCAUCGUAGCUGCUAAGGCAGCAACAUCAUCAACAUUUUUAUCUGGAAAAUGAUGAUCAAUAUGUGCAAAAGGGGUUUGCAUUCGAUCUGAGCCAAGAUGAGUCCUUGUCGGUACACUGGGGAGGCCGACGGUCGUGUAUCAAGUCCGACACCAGAAUACUUAACUAUUUUCGCGAAUUUAAAUCAAGUUAAUUUGCCAAUAUAAAAAAGGAACGACGGAUUUACAUGUGUACACUUUCAAAGUAAAAGACUAUUUAAAAGACAAUCGUACGAUUAAAUAAAUAAAUAAAUAUAUAUGUGUAUGUAUAUGUGCUUAUAUACAUAUACAUAUCUCUAAACAUAAUAUGUAAUUAAAGAACUUAUUUAUUCGUCGUUCCGACGUUGUUGUUAAUGAAUUGUUAUUAUAGUUUGUUUUGUGACGACGUGUGUCUCUCUCGAUAAAGUGGUAACAAUUACAUAAAGUGAUAUGAACCACCGUCGGACAGUUAUAAUUAUUAGUUAUUAAAACACAAAUUUAGAGAGAGUAUAUAUAAUAGAGUCAUGUAUUCUUUUUUAUAGUAAUUAAAUAAAAAAAAAAACAAACUUCUUAACAAGUGA